This is a messenger RNA of Seminavis robusta, 1458 nucleotides long. Lineage: Eukaryota; Bacillariophyta; Bacillariophyceae; Naviculales; Naviculaceae. The record is from the annotation of a GenBank genome assembly.
AUGAUUCGAAGAUCGCGCUUCACUACCAGCACCAGCAAUGUUAAUAGCACUAGCAACGGCGACGAUCAAAUGCAAAAUCAAUUGCAAGUGACGAGUGACUCGUUUUCCGAUUUCGACGAACGCGCGUCGCUUCUGACAUCGAUUUCUCGAGUGGUCGCUACGAGUGUGGCAGCGUCGACUACGAUGACUGACACUCAAUACGACGACGAAGACGAUGCCAUCAACACCGACGUCGACUUGCAGGAUCUGCCUCCUACUUACUCGCUGCAGUACAGAAUCGUCUAUUGGACUUUUGUCUCCUUUCCCACUUUGUUGACAGACUUAGUCCGACUGACUGUCUUUGUAGUCCUGCUGGCUCCUGCCUUCUUUUCAUUCUUGAAAUUCUAUUGCACCUGUGACAGAAAGGUCCUAUACUACAAAAAGGCUUCCGAUACCAGUAGAUCCAUACGGAAUCAAAUGGAUAUCUACAGCACGAUUGAAAACAACUCAAACAACACGGACAACCUCAAGCCAGUCCUCAUCUUCUUUACAGGAGGAGCUUGGGUCAUUGGAUACAAAAUGUGGGGAGCCUUUCUGGCAAAGGUAUUUGCGGCCAUGGGGGUCGUUGUCGUUGUUCCGGAUUACAGAAACUACCCAAUCGCCACUGUACCGGCCAUGGUGCAAGAUACAGAACAAGCCAUUCAAUGGACACUGGACAAUGUCCAUCUAUAUGGAGGAGAUCCUACCAAAGUCAUGUUGGCGGGACAAUCCGCUGGAGGACACUUGGCUUCGGUUGUGCUGCUGCAAAAGGCGCUCAAACUCGUCAAGGGAGAACCCAUUACGGGAUUCAAACCCACCGAUCUACUGGGAUUCUGCUCCAUUUCCGCUCCUUCUGAUGUACAAGCCAUGGCCACUAACUUUCAAAAACAUGGACUCGAUCAGUCAUUUGUUCAGUCACUCUUUGGAGUCAAGGCCAAUUCCGCUGUUUCCAUGGAUGACAAUGAUCCACAGAGAUUGGUGGAAGAAUUGCAGAGAAUCAUGGAAAACAACAAAUACAACGGAUACAGCAGCAACGAAGACGCGCACAACACUCCUGCUGCUACUACUAUUCUAUCCAUGGAUCAAGUACUUCCUCCCAUGUCCAUCUUUCAUGGAACAGCAGAUCAAACGGUGCCUUUUGAAGUCUCGGAACGAUUCGCUUCCUCACUACAGGAUGCGGGAGCCCAAGCAGAAUACAUUCAAUAUGAUGGAUGGUCACACACGGAUCCCAUUCUAGAGGCCAUUAUGGAGGCGGAUCAUAGAUUCCACUGUGAUUUGUACGACAGACUUUAUCAAUCGAUACAAAAGAAGAGAAACAACAGCAGCAGAGAACAACUGUCGUCAAGCAUGCCACCCAAGUUGGAUGAUACACUGCCAGAAUGUGCGCAACUCUGCCCUUCGCCUCUCGUCAAGGCGGCCAGAUUCUGCAAUCCAUUCUAA